Messenger RNA from Bacillus rossius redtenbacheri, 7528 nucleotides. RefSeq lists its product as uncharacterized. NCBI's taxonomy places the organism in Eukaryota, Metazoa, Arthropoda, Insecta, Phasmatodea, Bacillidae. The record is from RefSeq and is a predicted model, not a curated record. Gene Ontology annotation, cellular component: cytoplasm; plasma membrane. Bases 280 to 2223 code for a protein of 647 amino acids. The transcript is spliced from 10 exons.
AUACUGCGUGUUUAAAAUUAAUACUUAAAAUAUUAAGAUAUUUGCUGUAGAGAAAGAUGCCAUAUUUAUGAUGCCUAACAUGGCGGAUGUAUGAAUGUUGAACGGGAUGAAAUGAACGGAACCGAUUUAAAGAAAAAAGUGUCAGACAGUUGUAAUAAAUGAAAGUUAAUUAUUUCGAAGGCAAGUGUACGCAUGAAGAAUCUCGAACAAUGCGUUAAAAGUAUAUGGCAGGAGUAACGUACACUUGUUAACGUGUAACAUACUGUUCGGUAACUGCAAAUGGACAUGCAACAAAAUCAACAACUGCAGAGAACUCCUAAUGUAGCAGGGGAGUCGUCAGCUUCCCGGCCGGACGAUGCCUCGUCCAGUCAGCAGCCGAGCGUGCUCUUCCGGGAGAUUCACAAGGCCGCGUGGCUCAAGAAGAUACCUGUUGCUGAGAGAAGGAUCGGGGCCUUCCCAAAGAAAGGUGAACGAGUGUGGGUAGUUUUCUGUGUGCACGACGACACAGAGGCAUUUCUGGAGCUGUAUUCGGACCAGAAGGUUGCGCUGAUGCACAAGCCUGAUUGGUGCGUGUUGCUCAACAACUGCCUCCACGUCUCCCCGACAAUUUGCCCUCAAGAGGACGAGUAUGAAUUCGUGGUGACCCUCAGUUCCGACGUAGUGCGCCUGAUGGCCCCAACUUGGGAGCUGAUGAUAGAGUGGGUGGACGCGAUCAGAUCGAAGCUGCGGGAGAUGAAGAUCCUGUCGCCGAAGGAGAACGUGUACAGCAAGAUGCCCGAGGCGAGACUCCCCCUGGCCCCCACGCGGGACCCCACCUCCCCGCUGCCGCCCCCGCCUGCCGGGCCCUCGGCCGUCGUCCCGGGGGUGGAGCCCGUGCAGUCCUCCGACAGCUCAGAUAGUUCGAGCUCCACUAGUUCUGUGGAUGCAAGUAGCAGCAGUGAAUCUUCUUCAGAAAUACCUGGCUCUCUCGUGAUGCCAGAAACGGUAUAUGACAAUUCCAUGACAGUGACGUUAAGUGGACUGUCGUCCUUGUACGUCACACAGUCGGAACCGCCAGUUUAUGCCAGACACAGGCCGCAGCUCGGCCGAGCGUCGUCGGUGCCCGGGCCGUCUGCCGCGAGCACGGUCCCUGCGUCCACGUCCGGCAGCGAGAACGUGACGGUGAUAGAGGUGAGCGACCGGCCGGCGGAGAGCUCCGGCGAGGUGUUCAGCUUUGACGUCGUCGCCACCGGCGAGGGGGACGCGGGCGACCGGGAGCCGGAGGAGCUGUACUUCACGCCCCCGGCCACCCCCGCCCGGCCACUGCACUACGAGUGCGUGUUCCCGUCCCAGCCCGGCGCGGAUGGGGAGGCCAGGGCGCAGCCGAGGGGCCCCGCGCCGCCGGAGAGCAACGGCGACUCACGGGGGCGGCCCCCAGAGCCCAGCCGGAGGCGGCAGAGCCUCCCGUCGCCGGAGGGGGCGAGGGGCAGGGCGAGGACGGAGAGCGACCGGAGACUCCAGCCGGCCCCUCACCCGUACCGCCAAGUGCAGCAAGCCGUGCCGGGGCCGGGCGCGGAGCUGGCCAGCUCCGGCCGCCUCACGCUGCGCGAGCAGCAGGUGCUGCAGCUGCGCAGGGAGAUGCUGCACCCCGGCGGAGUGCGGCUGCAGCUGCGACGCAAGGACUGCACCGGCUCCAUCGCGCUCGUUGACGCGUUCGGCGCCGUCUGGGUCGCCGGGUGGAAGCAGCGGGAACGCCCCAUGCUGUACAACGCCCUGCACAUCGGGGACCAGCUGCUCAGUGCCGCCGGCAUCCCCGUGCAGAGCGCCGCCGACGCACAGAAGCUCAUCCGCGGAGCCACCAGCCUAUACGUGGAGUUCAUCGUCCGCCGCAUCCCGUUCGGGCGGGUGCUGGCGAUCCGGCGGGAGGCGGAGGGGCAGAGCCUGGGCAUCGUGCAGGAGAGCGGCACGGCGGAGAUCCGGGACGUGGUCCCGGGUGGCCUGGCGGCGCGGCACGGGCUCCCAGCGCGCGCCCGGACCUGCGACGGCCUCUCGCUCACCAGCUGGGUGCUGACGGAGGUGAACGGCCGGCCCCUCAACCUGUUCUUCAAGGACGGCGAGGCGCGCGACCGCCUCAACGCCGUCGGCCAGGAGGUGUCUGUGCUGGUGCAGCCGUGCGACCUGGUUGUGCGGCUCAGGAAGCAGCUGAAGGCCGUCCGCGGCUACAAGGACUACAUCGUGCAGUAGCCGGCGGUGGGUGUCCACAGUCAAAAAAACACCGAGAAGGCUCUCAAAGUAAAAAGUUUGGAACACGGGGUGUCCACAGCCUGGGAAGUUUUGGUUUGGGCAAAAAAAAUUACAGAAACCUCUUAACCCAUUUGCAUCUACAAGCAUGGGCGCAACAACUAAAUUUACAAGGGGGGGGGGGGGCAAUAUACCUUUUUAUAAAGAAUCAUCGAUCCCCGGCCUAUUGAAGCGGGGGGGUCCGGGGGCACUCCCCCAGGAAAAUUUGUAUUUCAAGGUGGAAAAUGGUGCUAUUUAAGCAGUUUUAUUAUCUAAAAAUUGAUUACACAGCACUUUCUUUGCCCCCGUUUGCCCCCACUUCAAGGUUUCAGAGGGGGGGCAAAUACCCUUCCCCCCCCCCCUGUUGCGCCCCUGUCUACAAGCGUACUAGUACGCAGCUGUUUUUAUGGCCGAUAACAAACACCAUAGGCGUACUGGUACGUAACAUGGCUGAUCUGCGUGAAAAACUUGGAAAAAAAAUCCCUUUAGGAUGAAUGUAACCCCUCAAGAGUAGCUAGUAUUGUUAUAACAAAGGUAUAUUAUCGUGAAAACUUAAACUAUUUUUUAAAAUUUUAUUUAAAGAAUAAAAAUAUAAUGAAAAUAGAAAAUAACUAAUAAUAGUAAUAUAUAAAAAAGUUUAUGGAUUCCAUGGUAUGUCUACCAUUAAAGUGAGUGGAUGCAAAUGGGUUAAACAUCUGGAAUGUUAUGCUCCAGCAUAUCGUAACAUAAUUUGCGAGAGAACAUUUUUUUUCCCCCUCACUAAAGUAACUGUUUUUCAUACGACUGAACGUAGGUUGUGCUUUUCGAAGUAGUUUUAUACUAUAUUCUGUUCUGAUGCACAGUUCUUUGAAUUUUAUGUAUGGAACUGAUUUAAAUAUUAUUGAAAAGGAAUAAAAAUGAGAAAAACCCAGCUAAGUUGAUAAUGAAGAAUUUUUCUUUUUCUUCCUUAAGCCAUAUUAAAAAUGGCCAGGAAAUCAAUGGUGGCUUUAUACAAUACAAAAAAAAAUUGGUAAAAGCAGGGGAAAGCCCAGAUUUUUUUUUUUGUGGACACCCUAGGAUGCUUUGGAAUCAAGUGAGGGGCUUAACAUAGUUGCACUAAUUUGUAAUUAUACUUAAUACAUUGAUGCAUACUUAGUCAUACCUUUUUUUUCUUCUUGCAUUAGUUCCUCACUUUUUACGUAGCUUUCUGAAGUGUUUUGUUUAAUACACGUUGGGUGAUUAUUUAAGUGUCUAGCGGCAGUGCCCUAUACACACUGUCGCCUGUCGGGAAACUGCGGAGCAAGCCACGACGCAGCUUGGGCGGGAAGCAGUAACUUAUUGACUAAAUUUAACCAAGAUUAUUUAUGUAGCGAGUGAGACUGAAAUGCACUCUGUUCAGUCGAGGUGAGCACGCACUUCUUUUUGACAGUUGCCCAACUAGUGACGGAUCUGUGAUAAAAAUGUGCUGGUGGUGGUGUGUUGAGACACUGGAGCUGUAUUGGAAAAUAAGUUUUAAUCGCUAUUACAAAAAAAAUGGUUUCGUUUGAAAAUUGGAUUGGAAUGUACCGUCCUUUGAUGAGUUUCGCGAGUUCCUUCUUGAAAUUUCAGCAGUUAAGUCUGACCGCAUCUUGCCAUCUGCUGCAUCACACCCGGACACCUGAACACACGCUUGCAUACACAAAUACAUAUUCACACAUGCAGGGAAAGUUAAAAGGAAGAGAAGGGAGUGAAUAAUUAGCUAUUAGGCAAGUAUUUACCUUUCUUGUGCAUUAUUACUAGGCCUCUGCGAAUAUAUGAAUUUCCAAAUAUGAAUACGAAUCAUAAACUAUUCAUAAUUAAUUUGACUUCAAAGUAACGAAUAUUCAUUUCCUUACGAAUAUUUGACAUAGCAUAUCUAGUGAGAUUGUCGUAUAGCAACAUUUACUGUUGAGGUUAAGUCAUUUUUUUUAAAUAUACAUAUAUACAAUUUUUUGAUGUUUUAUAUUCUAAGUAUUUGUUUUCAAGAAAAUGACUUGUGCACUUCCAAAGUCGAAACAAUGUCAAAUUCUUAUUUAUAAAAAGAAAAACUAAAUAUGCUACAUGUCAUAGAAAUCAUCCAUUAUGUGGUCGAAAUACGAGACAGCUGUGUAGUUGCCAGAGUCAAGAAAACACUUUUUGUGUUUAUGAUGUUUUUAUUAAAACUUUGUUACAUAUCGUGCUCAAAUUGACGUCCUCCAUUCCGUAUGCAUGCUUGAUACCUAUUUCCUAUUGCACCUGUUGUAUGUAGUCGCUUUCCUGCUCUCAUAGUUUCAAACGCUCCGUUAAUUCGUUAAAUUAGGAUGCAUGUGGAUAAGUCAUUCCCAAGAUCAAGUAGCUUCACGUGUUUUACGAAGGUGCAUAUUUAGUUUUCAAAUUUUCGUAACUGAAAAGUGUAAGCAGGAAACUACAACACUAGUGUUAGGUUGGUUAUGUGUGCUGCUGAGUACACCGACUGUCAAAAGUAGUGCUCCUCAUCUUGAACUGAAUACUUUACAUAUGUUGAUAGUGUGUUUGUUUGUGAAAUGUCUGUUGCAAAACCUUGUAAAGUAAAUUUUUCUAAAUGUUUUUCCACAUUUUUUUUUGCAUGUUCCUAAAAUCAUGCAGUUCAUAAAAAAGAACUACGUCUGGUCCAGUGAAAUACUAGCUUGCUCUGUUUUUUAUUUGUUGUACGCUUGAUUGUGUAUUUUUUAUAUUUGGAAGCAAAAUUUAAGUUAAUUCCUGAGUAUUAAGUUGUAAGUUCUGACUUUAAUCACACUGUCUUUUCAUACUGAACAGUUGGUUGAUUGUUUUUUUGCUAACUCUGGACCCUUUAGGAGGGUCUAGAUUGUCUAAUCACCUCUCACAAAGGCUUCCGUGUUUUAUUCCCGGCUUUGUUAUGGUGUUUUCUCUGGUACUCCAGUUUCUCCCACGAUCACAUUCCAUGAAUCUUCUUAUUUCGUCGCCCCUCAUUGUCUUUAAAUACCCUCAUAAACAUGAGCAGUUAAACCCCAGGUCAUUUAUUUGUUCAUUUUGGGUUGUGUGGUAUUAUUUCACUUUACCUGUUUUGUGUGACUACUACAUACAGUUUACAUUUUUUUUCUGAUCAUUUUUGGAGUAAUCAUUGCUAUCUUGUUAAUCUUAGUCUAUGGCUAUGAACAGUGAUAUUUCUCUACACCAAGUUUGGUAUUCACAGGGUGUAUAUAGAUGAAGAUGAUGUGAAGUUUUUAUGUUCAAAAGGAAUGUGAAUAGAUAUAUUUUAUGUUAUUUACAUUUGUGAAUUUGGUAUCGUAAAAGAUAAUUAUUUUUUACUGUGAUUUGUAAGUAAUGUUUAAUAAGACAUUAUUUUCGUUAGUAGUAUUUCAUUGGGUUGAAUAGGGAUAACUCGCUUGUGAUGGUGUUGAUAACUACAGUAAUGAGCCUACUGCAGUGUCGGCUUUGUGAAUUCAGGCGGUUCUAUUUUUGCGCAGUGCUGCUGCUAUAUCUAUGAUUUUUUUCCAUGACAGUUGUAUCUGUAAUUGCGAAACUUCCGCUAGAAAGCGUUGGAACCAAAACGUUAACUUCGUUAAAAAAUGUUAGUUUGACGGUAUUGUUUGCUAAGCGACGAUAUAGUGUUUCUUAUAAUUUUGUUAAGCAGCUUUUUUAUUAUUGUUUCUUGUUUAGUAGGUUUAGGAGUUCAUGAAGUGUGUGUAUUGACUGUAAUUUAAGAAUCUGGUCAUCCCACAAGUGUUGUUUUAUAGAAGUUGCUCUUUUGUAAAUUAUUUUGUGUGGCUGUAUUUGUGGGGAUUUUUUUUUUUUAGCAGUUUUUCCCAUUCAUGUGAUUGUCACAGCAAUCUAUAGGGCUUAAAAUGUAUGAUAUUUUUGUAACACAGUAUUUCUACUCUGAUAGAAAAUCCUGAAAUGCAAUAUGGUCUGAUCACGUCAAAGAAAAGACUGGAGUUUUAAUUAUUAAUAUUACAACAGAAUUAUUGUUUCAAUUAUGUAAGGGAUUGGAGGAGUUUUGACAUUGCUGUCAAUACUACCUAUUUUUCAUGCUUUUAAUGUACUAUAUUUAUUCUAUUCUGGCAGCUUUUUAACGUUUAACCCAUCUCAUCAUUAAUGUGAGUUGUAUUAUAGUUUUAUAGUUCAUAUAAUUUCUAAUAACCCCUCAACAUGUGCUUCACAAAUGUCAUUCAAAUAGCACAUGUACAGGCAUAAUUUUGGUGCUGUUGGCAAUGGGAGACUAGGUACCUAGCUAGGUAAUUAAUUAUUAAUUUGUCAUAUAAAGUAUUUAAAUUGCACGAGCCCCCAUAUUGGUUGGACUUUUGAAGUGAAACUUCUUUGCCGAGGGGGCUACAAUUUUCGAGCGUUACGAAAAUUCAGAUUGUAUGAGUGGGAAUAGCUAGGAACAUGGUGGGGAAACCGGGGUGAGGAGGGUAAUAGGUGCAUGGUGGGGGAGACGGCAGGGAAGAGGUAGAAAUAAUGAAGCAUACUUGCUCAAUAGCAUAAUUUAGCGCUCACGUACUUUCAUAUAUUUUUAUCUGCAGCCCCAGCCGAAGAGAAUUAUGUUUUCUAUACUCCUAUACCUAGGGACCAAAAAAAAUCGCGGGUUCAAUGACUUGCAGGAUGAACUCCAUAGUUCUACGUACACUCGGUCAAAUGUCACCCACUCAUUGGCUGCUGUCUUGUGAGACGUCCCAACUUAGCAGCCUGUGAUUCGAUGAAGCUUUGGUCGGGCGUUUCUCAUUGGCCCAGAGUCAUCCAGGUGAGUUGUGGGCCAAUAGCAGAGGCAGCACUGAGGUAUAACUAUUUGUAUAUUAGCCUAUCGGGAAAUGAAUUCGUGAAUUUUCCGGUCUCUACCUAUACCUAAUGAUAUAAUAAACAAAAAGUUUUGUUUCUGUCGCGUGUGGAGCCCACGCACACGCCUGCCAGUGCCGUGACUCUGAGAUGUUAUGGAAGGGUCGCAAUAUGGAAUAUUGUUGAAGCAGAGAAGUUCUUGAGGUUCAAACUCAUUCUAAACUAAGCGAAUGUUGUGGGAAAGCUACGCAUUAUGCAAUUUUAUAUGAUAUUUCAAAGGGUUUUCACAGUGUACACAUUUACUGCUUGUGGUUUUUAGCGACAUCAGUCAAAGUUCUUUGACGUUUUAAAUUGACUUAACUGUUGCCAUCUGUUGGGUAUCAAUUAAGCUGUUUGCAUCAUAUGCUACCCUGAGUCUGAAAUUAUGUUUCCAACAUACUGGCGUAUUCUGCGACUUAAUGUACAAAUCAAUUUUUUUUAAAUAUAUAAUUACUUAAUAAUUCACUGCACAGUAGAAAAA